AUGCAGAUUCUGAAGAGAACUAUUAUUGACGGAUGGCCAGUUUCACGUGCAGACUGUAAACAAGAAAUAAUUGAGUUCUGGAACCACAGGGACGAAUUGUCGUCUGUAAAUGACCUUAUAUUCAGAGGGCAGAUAAUCGUCAUACCUAUCUCUGCAAGAAAACAGGUGAUUGAAUCAGUGCACCAAGGUCACAUGGGUGUGGAAAAAUGUUUACAAAGGGCUAAAGACGUAAUGUUUUGGCCUGGUAUGACAAAAGAAAUCACAAAUCAUGUUUUAAAAUGUGCUUUAUGUCAAAAGUACAGGUAUUCCAACGCAAAAGAACCAUUAACUCCCCACGACGUGCCGGACCGACCUUGGCAAAACAUUGCCGCUGAUCUCUUCUCCUUUGACAGUAAGGACUACUUGCUGACUGUAGACUACUAUAGUAGAUACUUUGAGGUAGAUGCUCUACCUAACACGCAAAGCAUUACUAUAAUAAGAAAGCUAAAAGUUCACUUAGCAAGGUAUGGCAUUUGUGACAAACUUGUCACUGAUAAUGGGCCACAAUUGUCUUCUGAAAUAUUUUCAGAUUUUGCAAAAGAUUGGGGGUUUUCCCACAUAACAUCCAGCCCACUCCAUCCAAACAGUAAUGGAUUUGCCGAAAAAAUAGUGUCGAUUAUUAAACGGAUAUUCAGGAAAGCUCAGGAGAGUAACCGAGAUCCUUAG
Messenger RNA from Ruditapes philippinarum (Manila clam), 705 nucleotides. RefSeq lists its product as uncharacterized. The transcript has a single exon. Gene Ontology annotation, biological process: DNA integration. Gene Ontology annotation, molecular function: nucleic acid binding. NCBI's taxonomy places the organism in Eukaryota, Metazoa, Mollusca, Bivalvia, Venerida, Veneridae. The record is from RefSeq and is a predicted model, not a curated record. Bases 1 to 705 code for a protein of 234 amino acids.